Thunnus maccoyii (southern bluefin tuna) is the source of this 4928-nucleotide messenger RNA. RefSeq names its product prospero homeobox 3 (gene prox3). The transcript has 7 exons. Bases 472 to 2850 code for a protein of 792 amino acids. Gene Ontology annotation, cellular component: nucleus. Gene Ontology annotation, molecular function: DNA-binding transcription factor activity, RNA polymerase II-specific; RNA polymerase II cis-regulatory region sequence-specific DNA binding. Gene Ontology annotation, biological process: regulation of transcription by RNA polymerase II. The record is from RefSeq and is a predicted model, not a curated record. NCBI's taxonomy places the organism in Eukaryota, Metazoa, Chordata, Actinopteri, Scombriformes, Scombridae.
UCAAGUGGGCAGCUCUCGAGCCCGCCUGCCCGCCCACCGCGCGCCACUCCACACCGGGAGCAGCGCGUGAGGAUGAUGCCAGCCAGAGAUAGAUGGAUUGGCGAGGGAGGAAAAAAACAUGCACACAACUAGAGCAAAGAGGAGGCGGCUGAUAACAGAGUGAAACAGUGAGAGUUACGGAACAAAGGACAAAUAAAGAGGAAAGGGGAACGCCGGAAACCCGCUGCUGGCUGGUGUCUUUCUGGCUGCACCUCUGUCAGAGGCCCGUCCGGUGCCAGCUGAAGACAGUCGACCGAGGCAGAGCGCACAGGAACGGCCACUGGAGUGGAAAGCUCCGCUGAACGGACACCGCUGGAGCUCUUCUCUGUGACUGAAAUUCUGUGCGAGGACAGUGCAGCUCAUUCUUAUCACAAUCAAAGUGGAAGAGUCUGUGUCCUGUUAUAGACCGGUGGCCUGUUUUGUUGUCAAGUGAUGGAUUCCCCCACUGAUCUUUUCGAUGAGUCCUCUCCCCAGAUACACACAUUUGCCCCCCCUCUCUGCUCCACAGAUGUGUCUGGAGUUCAUCCUCAGCCAAGUGCAGGUCGCCCACCUCCGACCUUCAGACCCCCUGGCUUUCCCCUCAUCCACCACCUCCUCCAGCCAGGUGGAGCCCCCAGGAGGACUGGAGGGCAACUCCACACACAUAAUGCAAACCUCAGCAUGCACAGACAUCAGGAAGACAGAAAUGUGGAUGAAGAUGGAGGAGAGGGGGAUGCAGGGGUGGAGCAAGGGACGGAAGGAGGUGAGGAGGGAGUUAUGGAGGGAGAGGACAACUUGUUGGGGGUUAAGAAGAGGCACAGUGAUGCCGCCCUUGCGGCUGAGUGGAGUCAAGACGUCUUGAGAGUGAAGAGGAUGAAGCUUGAGAGUCGACGGAGAGAUGGAGAGACAGAGGAGGGAGGCAGGAAGCGUGAGGGAGGGAGGGAGGGGAGGAGACGAGAGAGAGAGGAGCUGAAAGAGCAGCUGGAGGAGGCAAGAGAGAGACUGCAGGCCCUGCAGGAGAAAGUAUGGAGGGCUUUUGGGGAAAAGCACAUGGCAGAGGAGGAGAAGAAAGGGAGGUGCAGAAAUGGAAACAGAGGAGGAGGAGAUGGGGGAGAAGGAGAUGUAGGGAUGAUAGAGGAUGAGGACAUUGCAGAAGGGAUGUAUGAUGAAGAGGACAUUGAUGGGGGAGAGAUGGAAAAGGAAUCUUUCUCCCUUCUCUCCACUUCCCCUUUUGACAACUUCCACAACCACAAACGAAGAGAAGAGCAGCAAAAAGACAGAGAAGGGAGGUUGGAGAGAGGGAGAGGAGGAGGGUUGCACUUGGAGGGCGUGAUGGAGGGAGUGGGGUUGUGGUUGGAUUGCGGCGGGCUGGUGAGAGGAGACUGGGAUGGAGGGAUAGAGGAUGAGGGCGAGGAGGGAGGGCAGAAGUUUGCCCAGGCGCUGAAGCUGGAGCUGGGCAGCGCUGUGGCCCGUGUCAUCGACCGUGUCCUCCGCCUUUACACGGAAACAUCAGAUUUCACUCCUUCCUCUCCUCCCGCCGCCAUCUCUUUCCUCCCGUCGGACACAGGAAACGACGGAGGGAGGGAGAGGGGGAUGUGGAUGGGACUAUUAACAAGAGGAAGAGGAGAGGAAAAGAUGAGAGGUAAGGAGGAGAAGAUGGGAGGGCCGGAUGGAGAAAGAGAGAAGCAGUUCCAGAAGAUGAGCAACGGAAGCGGCUUGCCUCCUGAACAGCCACACCGCGCUGAACAAUCAGAUCUGGCGAUGCCACUGGUUGUUCAAAGGUCACCUGACAUACGAAAGGCCCACUCACUCCUCGGCCCGCCUCUCUCUACUCACCUGAAUCCCUCUCACCCGAACUUCUCCCUGCAUCACCCCUCUCUGCCACGUCCUCCUCCUCUUUCUCACCCUCCCCUUUUACCGCCAGCUUCACAAUCCAAGGACCCCUCCGCUUCCUUCCACCCAUCCUCAUCCUCCUCUUCUUCCUCCUCAUCUUCCUUCCCUGCGCCUCCCCCUCCUCCUCCUCCCCCUCCCCCUCCACUCCCUCUCCCGCUCCUCCACUACUCCAUGCAGCAGCUCUUCUCCCGCUCUCUCCAUCACCCUCAGCUCCCCCACCUACCCCCGUCGCGCAAGGACUAUCUGAACUCCGACCCUUUCUUGGAGUUCUCGUCUCACCCCUCCUUCCCCCCGCUCCCCCUGCUUGGUCACCUGGACCCCUCCCUUGCACGCCACGCUCACGGAGGAAGAGAGAGGGAGAGGGGGAUGAGGGGAGAUGGUGGGAUGAGAGGAGGGGGAGGGAUGGACGGAGGAGAGCUCUACCUGACAGCUGGGGGAACCCAGGAGGGCUUGUCUCCCUGUCACUUGAAGAAAGCCAAGCUCAUGUUCUUCUACGCACGCUAUCCCAGCUCCAACACACUCAAGACGUACUUCCCUGAUGUCAAGUUCAACCGCUGUGUGACCUCCCAGAUGAUUAAAUGGUUCAGCAACUUCAGAGAGUUCUUCUACAUCCAGAUGGAGCGCUUUGCACGACAGGCUGUCCGCGAGGCUCUCAUCCGGGAUGGUGCACCUCGUCUGGGCAGAGAGAGUCAGCUGCGAGUGGGUCGAGACACAGAACUUUAUCGCAUACUGAACAUGCACUAUAAUAAAAGUAACGUCUACCAGGUCCCGGAGAGGUUCAUCGAGGUGUCAGAGGUGGCUCUGAGGGAGUUUUACUCUGCCAUUUGGACUGGGAGAGACAGCGACCCCUGCUGGAAGAAAGGAAUAUAUAAAAUCAUCUGUAAACUUGAUAGUCCUGUACCAGAUGCCUUCAGACUGCCCGGCUGUCCUGUCGGCUGACGUCAAACUGCUUUCAUCUGGUACAUGUACACAAAUGCAUGCACGCAUACAAUCUUACUGAAGAAAACAUACAAACAUAUACCAUUACAGACUGUGAGAAACUGGUCUGACGACAUCUGAUUCUACAAUUUGGUUGAUUCAUAAUUCAUCCACUUUCAAAAAAAAAAAGAUUAUUUAGGAAACUAAAAUAAUUUUGUUUGACAGUGUGCAGGGGAAGACAUGUACAGGCUCAAAUGGACACACACACACACACAUACAGGGUCAAUAGCAGACUGACACACUCAGUGCCAUGAUAAGAGUCUUGUGACUGCACUUAUCGAAGAACGUGACCCUACCGUUGAAUAAAAACGGACAGAGCAGAGACUUCUCUUUCGAAACAUUCUUCAGCAGUAUGUUGACUUGUGAAAUCACAGUGCUGCUACAGAGGUCUGAUAAAAAAAAUGGACUUGAAUGGACUGGUGUGUUGCCAUGGGAUACUUACCGUUUCAGAUGUGUCGUUUAAAUUCCACACAUCAAUCAUUCACAUGAAAAUAUAUACAUUCCCUGCUAGUCCUCAAUACUUACAAAUAAAGCCACACUAUGCAUUCAUUCAGUAAUCAAAUGGACUGCUGACAACUGUUUACUCAGCAUGAACGCUGCAAAAGCACGAAGCAAAUAAUGAACAUUCAGAUAGAGUCCAGAACCUGAUUACAUACCAAGUCUCUCGGGGGUUAUCUCUUUCUCUUUCCGCAGACAACAAUGCUCCAACACAGAGAGAUUACAACCAACUUUCCAUGCUUAAUGUAUUGUUCAUGUUUUAUCUAAUUUAUUUGCACAUCAAUGUAAAAAUACAUCAGUGUAAAAGAUGUAAUAUACAGUACACACACACAGCCCAGCCAGGUCAGGAGCCAAAUGGAAAAUCAGCUUCCUGAUGAACAAGAAAUAUUGCUGUGUAAUCAUUAAUGAUCUUGCACAAACAGCACCUUACAUUCACACCUAAAAAUUGAACGCUGCUCUCCGUCAGGGGUGCUCACAGUCAGACUUCUGCCUACGAAGAUUAAGACAGAAAAUCAAGUUGUAAUUGUGGUUUGCUAGCCCUUAAUUAAAAUGGACUCUUACGCUGCUUUGUGUGUGUGUGUAUGUGUGUGUGUGUGCUGCUCUGGAGGGUGAAAACAACCUUUUUUUUUUUUGUUAAGUACGCCUCACAGCUUUUACAGUUUAGACACAGUUAUUUCUGCAUAGCUGUGAGGAUGCUUUCCAAAUGUUUUCCCCCCCAAACAACACCGGGCUGUUUAAACUGUGUUUGAAUUCAUCAUACAUUGUUUUUUGUAUCCAUUACAGAAAUCGGGCUUGAAAAUGUUACGUUCAGUGCUAAUUAAUGUUACAUAAUGUAAUUUGUUACAGUAAAUUGUAGGAUUUGAAAAAAAAAAUGACGUUGCCCUUGUUUUAGAGAAACACCAGGACAGUGGUUUCAGUCAGUGGAUUUGUUUUGCUUGUAUAUCCAUUGUUCUGUUUAACAUUAAAUUAUUAUGGAGCUUUUUGUACAUGAUGGCACAAUGUAAUCGAAAUGUAAUUAAAAUGCUGUUAAGAGGGACACUAUAUUGAAUUUAAAAUAGUAAAAUUAAUGUUUGGUUGUUUCCUUGAUGUACUCUUGUUGAUGAAAUAUUUACUUAUGUUUUUGAUUUCCUUUAAUGUGAUGCUAAACUAAAUAGGCCGGUUGCACAAUUAGUGUAUAUCUACAUUUGUUUCCCAAACAUAUUGAAGCAACUUUCACUCUAAGCUGAUCAGGCCGGCAUUUAUCUAAAUCUGACAGUAUUUUAUCUGGAGGAAAGUUGGAUUUCUGCUCCAGAUAAGAUCUGCUCAGUCACAGCUGUGUCUGUGAAACCGAGCCCGUAAAGUAAACUAAUUGUGACGUGUUUUCAACUGCAUGUUUCCUAUAUUUGCAUUUUGUAUUGUAAUGGCUUAUGUUUCUCUCAUUGCUUUUAUUGGUCUCUCUUUUAUAUUGUACAUAUUGUAUUCUUUAGAUCCGUGCCUCAUUCAAACUUUGGUGAAUUUUGAUGUUUAAACUUAUCAGUGAAUUAAAGUGAUAACAGGCUUGA